Messenger RNA from Closterium sp. Naga37s-1, 1530 nucleotides. NCBI's taxonomy places the organism in Eukaryota, Viridiplantae, Streptophyta, Zygnematophyceae, Desmidiales, Closteriaceae. The record is from the annotation of a GenBank genome assembly.
AUGUUUCCUGAUCUUCGUGGGCCUUUUCCCCAUUUGGAUCCUUGUGGAGACCACGUGGUUCGGACAGAGCGCGCCAUUGGCCUCAUCUUCCCCGAGGUCCUCCCCGCGGCCCCCUCCCCCUCCGCGUCCGCCGCCAUCGCUUCCCCGCCCCUCUCCGCGCGCCCCUCCUCCGCCUAUCAACCCCUCCGGGUGCACCCAACCGAGCCAGCUGCAGCCUCGGCAGUAGGUCCGGCAGCAGGUCCGGCAGUAGUUCCGGAGGUCAAGGCUUCAAAAACCUUCGGAACCUUCCAGGAAGAUGACGAUGCUGGUUCGGAGAGCGGAGAGGCCGUAUAUCCAUGCACACUGGAAGAGGAGAAAGCAGGAACAGCAGUGGAGGAAAACAGCGCCACUAGUGCUGCUGGCGACGGUGCGGACGGUUCCGCUGCGGCUGGUGCUGAUUCGGUUGCUGAUGAUGCUGAUGCAGAUGCGGCAGACGCGGCGGCGGCUGUGGUGGGCUGUGGGAGAAUGGGUUCGUGGGGCAGGAGAAAGAAGCCCGAGGUGCGAUUCAUGUCGCACUGUAGGGAACCCAUCCGCGCCAUUCUGCACCCCUUCAUCCUCUACGUCUGGGGCCACAUCAUAGGGUGUCUGACGAGCCUCGCGAUGCGUUAUCUGGGCUUCACAAAGCACUUCACAGCGGACGGGUUCAAGUACUGGGUCAGGGAGCCCCGCCGCGCCUCCUUCUCCUCCACCGCUUUCACCAUGAUCAACAGACUUUCCGCUGCUUCUGCUGACGCUCACACCAACGCCGAAAGGAGUGCUGACGGGAUUGGCAGCAGGAACAGCAAUAACAGCAGGGAGAGCACGGAUAGCGACAGCAGCAGCAGGGGCAUGAGCUUUGGGUGCAGCGGCGGCAGUUUUCGCAGCAGCAGCAGCAGGGACAGCACCAGCAGCAGCGGUAGCAGGGAGGGUGGUGGAGUGCCGUACCCUGCAUAUUCGAGUGUAGCUGGUGGGAGUGUAGAUUAUAGCGAGGAUGAGGAGGAAGGGGUGGUGUUUGUGCAUGGGCUUGGGAUUGGCCUCACUCCUUACCUCGGGUUUAUCGGCAUGAUGAAGAGGACAUACCCUAACAAGAAAUUCAUUGUGGCGGAAAUGCCUCAUCUCGCCUUCCGUCUCUCCUCUGCCUCUCCAACCAUAGACGAUAUCGUGGCGGGGCUAGCAGAGGCUCUUCAGGCGCAGGGCCUCAAGAGAGCGACGUUUGUCGGCCACUCCUACGGCACCUUCGUGCUCGCACAGAGGCACUUCAAGCACAGGGGCUCAAGAGGGCCACGUGUUGGCCACUCCUAUGGCACCUUCGUGCUCGCACAGGUGAUUAUAACGAGCGGCAAGAAGGUUACUGUAACGACUGUUGAGCAGGUGACUAUAACGAGUGGAGAGGAGGUGGCUGUAACGAGCUGGUGUGACUGGGUGUUUGAAACGAGAAUGGAUGCACCCUGGGUGCUGCACCUUCCCAUGCCAGUCCUCUCCUGUUUUUGUGUUGAGACGUCUCAUGCCUAA